AAAAAAAAAAAAAGGGAGAAAGUUAUGAUCACUUCCUAUAUAGAGGCAGAGCAGAAGAACGAAGAGUUCAUUAAUCGAGUGAGAUGGAAGAAGUGAAGGAGAAGGGAAAGGUAUGUCUAACAGGAGGAAGUGGUUAUCUUGGAUCAUGGAUGGUUACGAGGCUUCUUCAAGUUGGUUAUUCUGUUAACACCACUAUUAGGUCUCAUCCAGAUUGCAAAAAGGAUGUGAGCUACCUCACAAAUCUUCCGGGUGCACAAGAAAGGCUGCAUAUUUUUAAUGCUGAUCUAGCCAGACCAGAGAGUUUCAAAGCAGCAAUUGAAGGCUGCAUUGGGGUAUUUCAUGUUGCACAUCCAAUGGAAUUAGAGAACAAAGAAAGUGAAGAAAUGAUAACGCAAAGAUCUAUCGACAGUAUUAUAGGUAUUUUACAGGCAUGUAUCGAGUCAAAGACAGUUAAACGUGUCGUGUACACUUCUAGUGCAGCUACGGUUGCAGGUGGCAGUUCAAACAUAAUAGAUGAAAACUCGUGGACAGACGUAGAUCUUAUAAGAACCUUAAAGCCUUUUGCAAGUUCUUACACGAUUAGCAAGACCUUAACAGAAAAGGCAGCUCUGGAAUUUGCAGAACUAUAUGGAAUUGAUCUUGUGACUCUAAUUCCAACCUGGAUACAUGGCCCUUUUAUUACUCCUCAAAUUCCUGGUUCUGUUCGUUCAUCCAUGGAAAUGAUUCUAGGUCAUCAAAAUAAUUCGAUGAGUUAUCCUCCAAUUGUACCUUUUGUACAUGUAGAUGAUGUCACAAAUGCUCACAUCUUCCUUCUUGAAAAUCCUAAUGCAAAAGGGAGGUAUAUUUGUUCAGCUGUUGAAAUAACACGUGAAAAGCUAGCUGAGUUUCUUUCUACAAGAUAUCCUGAAUAUCGAAAACAAAUUAAUGAGUACACAGGGUCAAGUGUAGAACAACCUAAACACACUAGCCUUUCAUCAAAAAAACUUUUGGAGAUCGGAUUCAAGUACAAGUAUGGCCUUGAGGAAAUGUUUGAUGGAGCAAUCGAAUGUUGCAAACAAAAAGGCAUACUCUAAUCCCUAUGUAGCAAAUAGCAAAUACAACUUGGAAACCUCAUAUUAUAUGAAGCUCUUCCCUUUCCUUUUCUUCUAUUGUUUUGUUUCCAUGUACACGCAUAGACCUGAAUAAUUGGAAUCGUACAUUUUAGUGCUCUUUAAUUAAUCAAUGGUUCAAAUGAAUGGAGAAGAA
Lycium barbarum (goji berry) is the source of this 1245-nucleotide messenger RNA. Its product is annotated as vestitone reductase-like. The record is from RefSeq and is a predicted model, not a curated record. Gene Ontology annotation, molecular function: oxidoreductase activity, acting on the CH-OH group of donors, NAD or NADP as acceptor. Bases 84 to 1073 code for a protein of 329 amino acids. The transcript is spliced from 4 exons. Lineage: Eukaryota; Viridiplantae; Streptophyta; Magnoliopsida; Solanales; Solanaceae.